Molecule: messenger RNA, 1584 nt
Organism: Cordyceps fumosorosea ARSEF 2679
Lineage: Eukaryota; Fungi; Ascomycota; Sordariomycetes; Hypocreales; Cordycipitaceae
Product: Zinc finger, RING/FYVE/PHD-type
Exons: 2
Coding region: 1-1584 (527 amino acids)
Molecular function (GO): zinc ion binding
Source: RefSeq, a predicted model, not a curated record
AUGGACGCACCAGACAAAGACGCGCUCGCCGCCGAUGCGGGCCCGAACCUCCCGGCCGCCGCCGCCGCGGAUGCCAUCACCGCACCACGCGCCCCCGACGCACCGCGCCGCUGCUUCAUCUGCCUGACCGACGAGGAGCCCAGCGACCCGGCCGGCAGCUGGGUAGACCCGUGCCCGUGCACGCUCGAGGCGCACCAGGACUGCAUGCUGUCGUGGGUGACGGACUGCGAACGCUCCGGGCGGCCGCUGCUCUGCCCGGUCUGCAAGUCGGCGGUCGAGAUGGAGGGCGCGUGGGACCCCAUCGUCGCGCUGACGGACGUGGUGCACCGGCGCUUCCGGCGCGCGAGCCCGCUGAUGCUCUUCACGGCCGCGUCGAUGGGCGUCCAGUUCAGCAUGCAAAUGUACGGCGCCGUGGCGCUCUGGGCGUUUGCCGGCAAGGACGCCACGAUGCGCUUCGUCAUGGGGCCCGAGAUGAUGAUUGACGGCAGGCGCGCGGCGCCGCUGGCUUUUGCGCGCGGACGCAUCGCAAAUGCGCUGACGCUCAUGAACGUCGCCCCGGCCCUGCUGCUGGGAUACUUCUUCCCCGGCUGGAUGAGCGACAAGGUUUUCCUGCCUUCGGCGUCUUUUUACGGCAUCUACCACGUCCUGCACGACGACAAGUUCUUUGCCUGGCCGCCGUCACCGCAGCUCGCCAUGGCCGCCUUCCCGUACAUUCGCUCCGUCUACCUCAACCUCUACAACGAGCUCGUCCUCCCCUAUGAGCUCCGUAUGAACCGCCAGCUGCUGGGCUUGCCGCCCGUCCAGCCUCGUCAGGAGCCCGGCCAAAACGGGAACCAGAACGCGGCUGCCGAAGCGGCCCGCGCCCAGGGUGGCAUCCUCGGCAUCAUGCAGACGCUCAUUGAUGCGCUCCGCGCGGACGAGGGUGACGACGAGCCGCGAGUCGGCGAUUUCCAGAUCGAGCUCCGGGGCGAGGAGCCCGACGGUCAGGCAGAGGGCGAGGGUGACGGUGACCUCAUGCUGGAAGUCAUUGUCGAGGAGCUGGACAUGGCCGAGGCUGGCCAUGGUGUACGUGAUGGCGCCGCUGGCGCAGAUCACGCAGAUAUGCCAGAACUGGCGGAUGACAACGGUGAUGCCAACGCGGCUGGUGAUGCCGCGCCAGCCCCGGUUGUGCCGCUUGCUGCGCAACCUGCAGAUGGUGCGGGCGACCAACCCGCCGCCAACCACGAAGCGCCGGCCGCGCCUGUGCGACGUAUGGGCCUCGGAGAGUUGCUGUCAAACGUGUCCAGCGCCCUCGUGAGCGCCCUUAUCCUGCCUGGCGUCUGCUUCGCCGCCGGCGAGGCGCUGCGUCUCGUGCUGCCGAAGCAGUGGACCGCGGCGCCGGCGCGCAACCCUUGGAUGCGCCACGGCAGUGCCGGGGCCCGCCUGGGCCUCUUCCAGCAGCAAUGGGGACGCAGCCUGGUCGGAGGGUGCCUGUACAUUGUGCUGCGCGACAUGCUCCGCGUCUACACCAAGACGCGCAAGGUGGCGGCGCUGUCAAACCGUCGGGUCAAGAACGUGGACCGCCCAAGACGGCAGAGGAAGUAG